This is a messenger RNA of Myzus persicae (green peach aphid), 630 nucleotides long. RefSeq lists its product as uncharacterized. The record is from RefSeq and is a predicted model, not a curated record. The transcript has a single exon. Gene Ontology annotation, molecular function: DNA binding. Gene Ontology annotation, cellular component: nucleus. Lineage: Eukaryota; Metazoa; Arthropoda; Insecta; Hemiptera; Aphididae. Bases 1 to 630 code for a protein of 209 amino acids.
AUGGAUGCAGUGUUUUAUGGGCUGACUAGGUAUGAUUUUAAAAAUCUUGUGUAUUCAUUUGCCAAAUUAAAUAAUAUACAAUAUCCUAAUAGUUGGGAUAAAAACAAAUCAGCUGGAAGUGAUUGGUUAGUAUGUUUUUUAAAAAGAAAUCCAAGUAUUGUGCUUAGGACUCCAGAACCUACAUCUGAGGCUCGCGCCAGUGGUUUCAAUCGCCCUCAAGUUGAACGGUUUUUUAAUCUUCUAGAUGAACAAUAUCAAAAAUUUAAUAUUGAUGCUACUAGAGUAUAUAACAUGGAUGAAACAGGAAUAUCCACUACUACUAACAAACCUCCCAAAAUACUUUCAGUGUGUGGAAAAAAACAAGUAGGUAUUAUUUCAAGUGCUGAGAGGGGAAAGUUAACAACUGUAAUUUGUUGUUGUAAUGCGGCUGGCUCAUUUAUACCUCCUUUUUUUAUAUUUGCAAGAGAAAGAAUGCAAGAAAGAUUAUUAGAUGAUGCGAUUCCUGGCUCUAAAGGUUAUUGUUCGUCAAAUGGGUGGACUAAUGGUGAUAUAUUUUUAAUAUGGCUUAAAUUUUUUGUUGAAGUUGUUCACCCUACUCCAGAUAAAAAAAAUAAUUUUAGUAUUGGAUAA